AUGUCUGGAGGACCAGUUCCAGUUUGGAAAAAAUAUACAACAAGACCACAAGGUAUAUGGGAAAAAUUAAGACAACUAUUAGUAUUAGUUCCAAACAGAUCAUCUGGUAAUCCUUUAGUAUCAUUAUUUAGACAAAUUCCACCAGGAGAAAGAAUUAAAGAAGCAAAAAAUUAUAAAGAUCCAAUAACAAUACCAGCAGGAGAUAUAAAGGGCAAUCCAUAUUAUAAAAGAGAUUAUAGAAGAAAUUAUCCUCAAUUACAUGGAUUUAAUCAAACUAAAAUUUCAGGUUUAUUAAAUUUAGGAUCAGAACAAAAACCAAGAAUUUCAAUAGGUAAAAAGGGAGAAGAAGAAUUAGUAGUAUAUAAACAACCAAAUCAAGAAAUAAGUUUAUCUACAACUUUAACUAAUUUACCUGAAAACAUAAUAAAAGGUGAAAUUUUAGGUAAUGAAGGUGAACCAAUAAUAGCUCCAAGUCUUAAUAAAUUUAAAUGGGAAAUAUUAUCUGAAAAUGUUUCUGGAAUGUAUACAGAUAAAUAUCCAUGUCGUAUGUUUACUGAUAAAAAAGUUGCAUCAUCAGCUGGUGCAUCUGUAUAA
Lodderomyces pseudojiufengensis is the source of this 594-nucleotide messenger RNA. RefSeq names its product Nuo2p (gene NUO2). The record is from RefSeq and is a predicted model, not a curated record. Bases 1 to 594 code for a protein of 197 amino acids. NCBI's taxonomy places the organism in Eukaryota, Fungi, Ascomycota, Pichiomycetes, Serinales, Debaryomycetaceae. The transcript has a single exon.